Messenger RNA from Perca flavescens (yellow perch), 5215 nucleotides. RefSeq names its product insulin-like growth factor 2 mRNA binding protein 3 (gene igf2bp3). NCBI's taxonomy places the organism in Eukaryota, Metazoa, Chordata, Actinopteri, Perciformes, Percidae. Gene Ontology annotation, molecular function: RNA binding. Bases 627 to 2378 code for a protein of 583 amino acids. The record is from RefSeq and is a predicted model, not a curated record. The transcript is spliced from 15 exons.
ACGGCAUCCCUUUACGCACAUAGCUCGCCAGGUUUUUCCCAACACCAAUCCACUCUUCCCCUCCUUUUUUCUCCACUCCCCUCUGCUGUCCCCACCCCAGAUUCCCGUGCAAUUUUCCCCAAUCCCAAACACUUAAUUGAGCAAUUGGGAUUCCUCACGUGUGGGCUGAUUUGUAGUUUGAACACGUGGCUCAUUCAAAAAAGCCGGAAUAGCAGAAGAUUUUUUUUUCUAACCCCCUUCUUCUUCUUCUCCUCAUUCUAGGCUCUAGAUUUAGAGGCGGGCACCAGCCUUACCGUGUGUGACAUUCUCUGUCUCUUUACCAAGGGGUUUGGAGGAAGACACAACAUAGUUUCUCCUCCUUUUCACCCAGCCCGCCAUCGUUUGGAGACACGAGAUUAAUAAUUGAGCAUUUAUUUAUUGCGCGAUAGAGACAGAGGGGCGAGGGAGAGCAAACGCACAGUGAGGCUGCCAGUUUAAAUCUAUCUGUGGCUCGAACGACCGGGAGGCACGCCACCGCCACUCCGUAAUAGUAAAGGCGAUUUAGGCUACUCCAAACCCUGCACACCCGUGAGAGCAAAUAACUAUCUCUCCCUCAGCGUAAAGAUUGUCCCUUUUCGGCACAGAACAUGAAUAAGCUAUACAUUGGCAACGUGAGCGCUGAGGCGAGCGAGGAGGACUUCGAAACUAUCUUUGAGCAGUGGAAGAUUCCGCACAGUGGUCCGUUUCUUGUCAAAACUGGCUAUGCGUUUGUGGAUUGCCCGGACGAGAAAGCUGCAAUGAAGGCCAUCGAUGUUCUUUCAGGUAAAGUUGAACUUCAUGGGAAAGUUCUCGAAGUGGAGCACUCGGUCCCUAAACGUCAAAGGAGCUGUAAGCUGCAGAUCAGGAACAUCCCCCCUCACAUGCAGUGGGAGGUUUUGGAUGGUAUGCUUGCUCAGUAUGGUGCAGUAGAGAGCUGUGAACAAGUAAACACUGACACAGAGACUGCAGUAGUCAACGUUCGAUAUGCAGCCAAGGACCAGGCCAGGCUGGCGAUGGAGAAGCUGAAUGGAUCUAUGAUGGAGAACUAUGCCUUGAAAGUAUCGUAUAUCCCAGAUGAGACGGCUGCACCAGAGGGUCCUUCAGUGGGGGGCAGGAGAGGCUUUAACACCCGUGGAACCCCUCGUUCCGGUUCUCCAGGUCUGGGUGCCCGGCCCAAAUUGCAGUCAGACAUCCCGCUGCGCAUACUGGUUCCCACACAGUUUGUAGGGGCAAUUAUCGGCAAGGAAGGUGCCACUAUCCGCAACAUCACCAAACAGACCCAUUCAAAGAUUGACAUCCAUAGAAAAGAAAAUGCAGGUGCAGCAGAGAAGCCCAUCACAAUUCACUCCACCCCUGAAGGUUGUUCGAACGCUUGUACAACAAUCAUGGAGAUCAUGCAGAAGGAAGCCCUCGACACAAAGUUUACUGAGGAAAUCCCACUGAAGAUACUUGCACACAACAACUUUGUAGGAAGAUUAAUUGGGAAGGAAGGACGCAACCUGAAGAAAAUCGAGCAAGAUACGGGGACCAAGAUCACAAUCUCACCUCUCCAGGACUUGACUCUGUACAACCCAGAGCGGACCAUCACAGUGAAGGGCUCUAUCGAGGCCUGCGCAAGAGCAGAGGAGGAGGUGAUGAAGAAGGUCAGGGAAUCAUAUGACAGUGACAUGGCUGCCAUGAACCUCCAGUCCAACCUGAUUCCAGGCUUGAAUCUGAACGCUUUGGGUUUGUUCCCCAGUGGCGCACCAGGCAUGGGUCCCUCCAUGUCCAGUGGACCACCUCCUGGAGCCCACGGUGGAUGCUCAUCAUUUGGACAGGGACACCCAGAGUCGGAAACGGUUCACCUGUUCAUCCCUGCGCUUGCGGUGGGAGCCAUCAUUGGAAAACAGGGUCAACACAUCAAACAGCUGUCACACUUUGCUGGAGCUUCAAUCAAGAUUGCCCCUGCAGAAGGAAUGGAUGCCAAACAGAGGAUGGUCAUCAUCAUUGGACCGCCAGAGGCUCAGUUUAAGGCUCAGUGUCGCAUAUUUGGCAAGCUUAAGGAAGAGAAUUUCUUUGGACCGAAGGAAGAGGUGAAGCUGGAGGCUCACAUCAAGGUCCCUUCCUUUGCUGCUGGACGAGUCAUUGGGAAAGGUGGAAAAACGGUAAAUGAGCUGCAGAACCUGACCUGUGCAGAGGUGGUGGUACCCCGGGACCAGACGCCUGAUGAGAAUGACCAGGUUAUAGUAAAGAUCAGCGGACACUUCUUUGCAUGCCAGCUUGCCCAGAGAAAGAUCCAGGAGAUCCUGGCCCAGGUGAGGAGGCAGCAGCAGCCUAAGCCCACAUCUGGAGCCCAACCUCCACAGCCCCGCAGGAAGUAAAAGCUCCAGCAGACCUGGAGGAAUGGUGACUGAAUCUGCCAGAAGACUCGACCGAUGCAACGGAGUCCAGGGGGAGAAGACAAGGGGUCAUAAUGCUCAUCUCAGGGUGUCAAAGGUUAUCAGAACCCAACCAAACAUCCACCCCUCCUUGUCUUACUUGAUUAACUACAAGUGUGGCUAAUAAGGGACCUCCACCCACCUCACCUCUGCAUCUCUGUGAGAAUGUACUUCUGGGGGCUCCCAACGACGUCACCUGCCCUCACAUGUACGCACCCUUCGACUGCUCUCCUUCUCUACCCCCCCCGCCCCCCCCCCCCCAUGGGUGUGUUUUUAUUUUUGUUUUUUUGUCCUUUUUUACACUAGAAACACGAAGAAAUAAGGAUCCCCCACCUAUCGCCUCCUUGGUGUGGUACUUCAAACCUGACAAGAUGUUUUGGUUGACUUCAGAUUUUCUUUUUUUUGUUUAAUUGGUUGGUAAAGCUUCCACAUGAGUUUUCUGUGGAAGUGAAAAGGCAUUGCUAUCAGGUCCUGGUUGGACUAACAGAGGUUUAUUUUGGGGGAGGGUUGGCUCAGAUUGGGUGGGCCAUGUUUAGGGAAAGAUUCUUGUUUCAGGACAGGAACCCUGAAAGGGUGGAUUAUAUUGGGCGUCCUGCCCCUGUAAUGAUAGUGGCAUUUUAUAAAUUUAGAUGCAUUUUAUAGAUAGACCUAUAUACAUGAUGAAUAUAUAUUUAGAGGUGAGGGCAGCGCCACGACUGACACUUAGGGAAACUGUGCCGAACUGCUGCUGCCCAGGAAAACCAAUUUAAUAUGCAUUUUACUUAACUACCUCAGGAUCUAGUACCUCAGAAGAGAAAAGAAAAUGAUUAUAUAUAUAUGAAAAAAAAUGUUCCUUUUCUUUUUUUAUUUUGCUUUUGUGGUAUUUUGUAUACUUUAUAAAGCUGAUAGUCUUUGAACAUUUUUAUUUUUUUAAGAAAAUUUAAAAUUUGGUCAGCUGCCAACUGACCUUGCCUUCAACUCUGGUGCUUUAGGUGGCAUUGUUCAUGUGUAUGUGUGACUUAAGAUGACCCUGUACAUAAUCUUUGUACAUAGCAUCCCCGGAGCAAGAGUUGGCGCCCCCUCAGCUGGCGGCUGACAGGAGUGUCGAGAAAAUCGCCUCAGUUUUUCCCCUGAGGGUCCACCAUUUUCUGAAAAAAAGUACAAAACAACUAAGACAUGCAAAUAAUGCCAACCGUACAUCAUUGCAGCAAUGCCAUUUUAGUUUUGGAAUUUACAUUAUUGGUAACGUCAAUUUGUCACAAAAAAAAUUGUGGUCAGUGUGGACUGUAAUGGUCCUCUCUCUUGCUGCCCUACUGUCAGCAGAGCAUCAUAUAUAUUUUUUUUUUUUUUCUGUUCCUUUCCCAGGCCAUUUGCCACCUUUUUGACGAUGGCGUCUUAGCAAGGUUCAAGCCCGACUAGUUUAUUUUCAUAGAGCAAGCUUUGUCAGUUCGGAGUGGCCCUUAUAGCGAGGCCAUAAAGUCAAUGUUAACAUUGUUCAUUGCAUGGUGAGGGUAGGGGGAGUAACACUGAGACACUUUUUUCCCUUUGUUUUUUUUUGUGUUUUUUUUGGCGCUAUAGGAAAAUGAUUUCAACAAUUCAUUCUCUGUAACCCACAAAUGUAACUUGAUGUUUCAAAUUGUUCAGAAAAGAACAGAAAAGGCACACAAAAUACUGAAUGAACCCUGACUUGGGGGUAAGAAAAGAGGAAAGGAAUCCAAAACUUAAAUAUACAAUUUAUUUCAUUUGUCUCUUCAUGCCGAAUGUAAAUAUGUUGAUUGUGGUAGAAGUGCUCGAGUGUAUCCAUGCUUCCACAGAACGCCGUCUACCUCAGCUGAGGGGGUGGGGGGUUGUUGUGGCACGAGGCACCCAACCCUGCCCCCACUGAGUGCCAGUGCGCACUAAUACCUCAGUCCCCCUAACUCUUCUUUCUACAUGGGCGCGCCAUCCUGACAUCACGCUUAACUGAGGGGCACGAGUGAUACUUAAAAAUAUCCCCGACACCUCCCCGAUUCCCUGCUUCCUUCCUGCCAAACCACCCUCCCCAUCCCUUUCCCCUCCUCCGCAGUUUGUUUUGAUCUACCUCUUUAGACACGUAUUUGAAGUAGAGGCAUUCUUCUACGUAUUUGUUAGAAUUUAGCCCCCCACCCCCUCCUUUUUGCCUCCCCAUGCUUCCCCUGAUAUGAAAUGAAAACUUAAAACUAAAAUCAUGUACUCUUUAGAAUUGAGAGAAUAAUGAAAGUGAUCAAAAUAUUUUCUUUUGCCAGUGUUUAUAUAUACUCUUUUUGGCUUAAUUGAAAUUCUCAAACGAUUAUUUCUUUCUGCUUUCUAUUUUUGGUGGUGUGGCUUACAUGUAUUUGAACUUUUGCUUGGCUUUUUUGUGAAAAAGGUCAAAUCACGUGUUUGAUUUUGCAUUCAAUAGUUAAUACAAAAAAAUAACCGUUUAAAAAAAAAAAAAAAAAAAAGGGCCUGCCUUUUUUGUUUCUGAUUUGUAAGAUUUCAAAAUAGAUAAAAGUCCUGUCUUUUUUCCCUUUUGUCUUUCACAGAUGCUACUCACUUGCUGAUUUGGUAGCCAUUUUCUUCUGUUAGCAUUUCUUGGCUGUGUAAUGUGGAACAUCCUCCUGGUAUGAGAUGGAUAUAAGGGACUGGGUCUCUGAGUUUAUUUGGAAAAGUGAUCUAACUUCAGCAUGAUAUUCCCUUCUUACCCUCUCUGCAACCAUGAUUGUGCCCCUUCACCUCCCCUUCACACACAGCUCCACUUGUCAAAUGCCUCUGAAUAAAAAAAAAACAAUUUAAAAAAAUUA